Molecule: messenger RNA, 1353 nt
Organism: Thamnophis elegans (Western terrestrial garter snake)
Lineage: Eukaryota; Metazoa; Chordata; Lepidosauria; Squamata; Natricidae
Gene: GABRD
Product: gamma-aminobutyric acid type A receptor subunit delta
Exons: 9
Coding region: 1-1353 (450 amino acids)
Biological process (GO): nervous system process; signal transduction; regulation of membrane potential
Cellular component (GO): GABA-A receptor complex; membrane; synapse
Molecular function (GO): GABA-A receptor activity; neurotransmitter receptor activity; extracellular ligand-gated monoatomic ion channel activity
Source: RefSeq, a predicted model, not a curated record
AUGGAAUCGCUCACCUGGGUUUUCCCCUCCUUGCUGCUGCUCUGCACCCACCAACACACCUGGACCAGAGCCCUGAAUGACAUUGGAGAUUAUAUUGGGUCAAACAUAGAAAUAUCUUGGCUGCCUAAUUUGGAUGACCUGAUGAAAGGAUAUGCCCGGAAUUUUAGGCCAGGAAUUGGAGGGCCUCCUGUUAAUGUGGCUUUGGCCAUCGAAGUGGCUAGCAUCGACCACAUCUCUGAAGCCAACAUGGAAUACACCAUGACGGUUUUUCUGCACCAAAGCUGGCGAGACCACCGGCUGUCGUACAACCAGACUAACGAAACGUUGGGCUUGGAUAGCCGUUUCGUGGACAAACUCUGGGUGCCGGAUACGUUUAUAGUCAACGCUAAGUCAGCCUGGUUUCAUGACGUCACAGUGGAGAAUAAGCUGAUUAGGCUGCAGCCCGAUGGAGUCAUUCUUUACAGCAUCAGGAUUACCUCUACAGUGGCCUGUGACAUGGACCUCACCAAGUAUCCAAUGGAUGAGCAGGAAUGCAUGCUAGACUUGGAAAGCUAUGGCUACUCCUCCGAGGACAUUGUCUACCACUGGUGUGAGAACCAAAAGGAAAUUCACGGCUUGGAUAAGCUGCAGCUUGCUCAGUUCACCAUUAUCAACUACAGAUUCACUACGGAACUUAUGAACUUCAAAUCGGCGGGACGGUUCCCCCGUCUGAGUCUCCAUUUCCACCUGAGGCGGAAUCGAGGGGUCUACAUCAUCCAGUCCUACGUGCCUUCCAUCCUCUUGGUGGCCAUGUCCUGGGUCUCUUUUUGGAUCAGCCAGUCAGCUGUACCUGCACGGGUCUCCCUAGGCAUAACCACAGUUCUUACCAUGACCACCCUGAUGGUGAGCGCUCGUUCUUCCCUUCCUAGGGCUUCGGCCAUAAAAGCGUUGGACGUCUACUUCUGGAUCUGUUACGUCUUCGUCUUCGCUGCACUGGUGGAGUACGCCUUUGCCCAUUUCAAUGCCGACUAUAUGAAAAAGCAGAAAGACAAACUGAAGACCAACAGGCAGGCAGAAGAGGUCAAUGUGAAAAAUGCGAUUGUUAUGUUUUCUCUUUCGAUUGCUGGAGUCAACCAGGAGCUGGCCACGUCCAGCAGGCCGCGUCGAAGGCCCCGGCACCUGUCUGGCUCGUACAGCUCAGCUGAAGUAGAAACGGGGGACACCAAGAAAGGGGGGGCACCAAAGCCCAGAAGAGGCCUAAAGUCUCUCUUCAAACCCAUCGAUGCCGACACCAUCGACAUCUAUGCCAGGGCGGUUUUCCCAGCGGCCUUUGCUGCAGUCAACGUCAUCUAUUGGGUGGCCUACACCAUGUGA